UGGACAUCCUUUUUUGUCUUGGCAGUUGGUCCUCCUGCUCCGGCACUAUUGCUCCGACAAGCCGGGGGGAGAGGAGACGGAAACGCAGGAUCUCAGCGAUGGAGCAUUUUUAGGAAAUAACGGAGAACUCCCCCGUCGGAGAUAACUGAACAGAGUCAUCUACAUGACCAAAGAAACAGGAACAAGAACGUAACAAUCAUGCAAUUUAAUUACAGACGAAUUUGAGCAACCGCUUCUUCUUCAAGGUUACACCUCUUGAAGACGCCCCAACAUCCCCGUUGUCGCAGAUCAGCUGGCGUACGUUGGUUGAUCAUCACCGGUACCGACCAUGUCCGUGGAAGAGCAGGGCUACCCCGACGCUAUGCUGUUGCUGGAGGCCGGGCCGGAGUGGAUGCGGGCCGAGAUUGAGCGUCUCUCCCGGGAGCUGAGUGAGACCACGAACGAAAAGAUCCAGGCGGCGGAGUACGGACUGGCGGUGCUGGAGGAGAAGCAGCAGCUCAAACAGCAAUACGAUGACCUGGAGAUCGAGUACGAGGCUGUCAGACAGGAGCUCGACCAGCUGAAAGAGGCCUUUGGACAAGCCUACUCCAACCACAGGAAGGUGGCAGCAGAUGGGGAGAGCCGUGAGGAGUCUCUUAUCCAGGAGUCCGCUUGUAAGGAGGCCUACUAUGAGCAGAGGGUCCUGGAGCUUCAGAAUGAGCUCCGCCAGACGCGCAACAUCCUCACCAAUACCCAGUCUGAGAAUGAACGUCUGAACACCAUCUUCCAAGAGAUGAGAGAGAACAGCCAGAUGGUGGAGCUCCAGAGGAAUCAGCUCCGUGACGACAUCAAGGAGUACAAGUUCCUCGAGGCUCGACUGCUGCAGGACUACACUGAACUGGAGGAGGAGAACAUCUCGCUGCAGAAGCAGGUUUCCGUGCUCAAACAGAGUCAGGUGGAGUUUGAGGGUUUGAAGCAUGAGAUCCGUCGUCUGGAGGAGGACACUCAGUUCCUCAACAGCCAACUGGAGGAUGCCAUCCGACUGAAAGAGAUCGCUGAGCGUCAGCUCGGUGAGGCCCUGGAGACCAUCAAGACUGAGCGUGAGCUGAAAGCUUCCCUGAGGAAAGAACUCUCCCACUACAUGAGCAUAGGAGACACUCUGUAUCACAGCCCUCUUAGCAUUUCUCUGGAUGGUCUCAAGUUCAGUGAUGAUGCGGCCACCGAACCUAACAACGAUGAAGCCCUCCAUGGAUAUGAGAAUGGCUUCACCAAACUGGCCAACGCCAUCACCUAUGACAACUGUGUGUCCACACCGAAGAACGAAGAGCUGUUUCAUCCUGCACCCAGCCUCGUGGACGACCUGCUCAGCGAACUUAACAUCUCAGAGAUCCAGAAGCUCAAGCAGCAGCUGAUGCAGAUGGAGCGUGAGAAGGUCAACCUGCUGUCCACCCUGCAGGACUCCCAGAAGCAGCUAGAGCAGGCUAACGGUGCUCUGUCAGAGCAUCAAGAGAAAGUCAACCGCCUUACGGAGAACCUUAACGCUAUCCGCAAGCUCCAGGCCAGCAAAGAACGCCAGUCUGCCUUGGACAACGAGAAGGAACGUGACAGCCAUGAAGAUGGAGACUACUACGAAGUGGACAUCAAUGGACCUGAGAUUCUGGAGUGCAAAUACAAGGUGGCUGUGUCUGAGGCAGGAGAGCUGAAGGAAGAACUGAAGACUCUGAAGGCGGAGUACCAGGCCUGUCAGUCACGUUACGAAGACGAACGCGCCCGUCUGGAGAAUGACGUGUCUACGCUGGGAGAGAAGCUGGCAACUCUGGAGAAGACGAGUCAGACAGAGAGAGAAGAGAAGACUAAGCUAGAGAAGGAGCUGCGCAAGUUGAGUGACGUGGCGGGCGAGUCUCAGGGCAGCCUGAGUGUGGCACAGGAUGAGCUGGUCACCUUCAGUGAGGAACUGGCUACUCUCUACAACCACGUCUGCAUGUGCAACAAUGAAACACCCAACCGCGUCAUGCUUGACUUCUACAAGGAGGGUAAGGGAGGUCGGAGCAGCCCAGAAGGCCGUGGCCGUCGCUCUCCCAUUUUGCUCACCAAGGGCCUCUUCCCUGAGCCUGGUAAGGCCGACGUAAGCGACGGAACCCCUUCGCCUGUCUCUUCUCUGCCUUCUCCUGUGUCUGACCACCGCCGCGAGCCCAUGAACAUCUACAAUCUGGUGGCGAUUAUCAGAGACCAGAUCAAGCACCUGCAGCUGGCUGUUGACCGCACCACAGAGUUGUCACGGCAGAGGGUGGCCUCUCUGGAGCUCGGCACUGUGGCCGACAAGGACAAGGAAGCCUGCAUGGAGGAGAUCCUCAAACUGAAAUCUCUGCUCAGCACAAAGAGGGAACAGAUUGCAACCCUGAGGACUGUCCUCAAGGCCAACAAGCAGACAGCUGAAGUUGCUCUGGCCAAUCUGAAGAGCAAGUACGAGAACGAAAAGGCCAUGGUGACCGAGACCAUGAUGAAACUGAGGAAUGAGCUGAAAGCCCUGAAGGAAGACGCUGCCACCUUUUCCUCUCUCCGAGCCAUGUUCGCCACACGUUGUGACGAGUAUGUCACUCAGCUGGAUGCGAUGCAGAGGCAGCUGGCAGCAGCAGAGGAUGAGAAAAAGACCCUCAACUCCCUGCUGCGGAUGGCUAUCCAGCAGAAACUGGCCCUGACGCAGCGUCUGGAAGACCUGGAGUUUGAUCACGAGCAAACCCGCCGGGGAGGCAACUCUGGCCGGGCCAAGACCCGCAGCAAGGCCGCCAGUGGCACCGCCAACAACACCCACGUAAGUCAGAGUCUCACCUGCUCUGGCCGACCAGAGCACAACAAUACAGCGCCCAAUGGCAUUCUGGGAGGCCCCGUGGUCUUUUGCAGUGAGAAGUACAAGAUCUACUGCGACUGAGACGGCUGAGAAGUCUUCAAGGGACUGCUGUGUACAGAGGGGAGGGGGCCCACGGGCCAAACCCUCCCUGCCUUAGUGUUAAAGAGCCCCACUUGCUCGCUUAGCUGCCUGGCCAGCCUGCGCUCCUCUAGGGACUGCUGUGUUACUAACCAGCUGCUCGUGUGUGCUAGUGUAAACGCUUAGGGGAAUGCAGAUGUAUGUACAGUACUUGGACUGUAGUAGACAUAUAUGGCAUGUGGAUUAUAGGACCCCGGUUAUGUUUGGGGUUUUAUGGAUAUUAUGGAGUGUCUAUUCUUUCCGCUGUUAUGGUGCUGUACGUAUGAUGUAAAAGGUGGCAGCUUUUGUGCUCUUUUGUUCCGUCCCCAUGAGUAAGAAUAACACAUUCUGGGGUGUGGACUUGUCAAAAGGAUGUCAAUCUGACGGUGUUGUGAAUUAAUAUGGCAUCUUCUGCUCGUCUGUCGGCAUUGGUGCUCCUUUAAAAAGCCCCCUUCUGCAUCCUGGUUCCCCCAGGACUGACCCUUGUCCAGCAGCCCACUGUCUAAUAAGAAGAGGAACUUGAAGACAAGGGAACUAAAAUAUGCAAUUUGUCUGCUGUCUUGCUGGGGAGGCACAGUAUGAUUCUACACAGAAAUUCACAAAUUGACUGGCUGCUGAUUUGAUGACAAACUUGUUUGGGCAGAAAAGGAGCACCUGUGACCACAGGUGUUUAUUUCAGGAUCAUUUUAAAGCUGUGAUGCUAGAACACCAAUACUGUAGGGUCAGUAGAAUCGCAUGGCUUUGCAGCUGAAAAUGCUUAUUAGCUUUUUAACUGUUUUUCCGUUGUCAGGUGUGUGGUACGAGACAAACUCAUGUAUUACAGGGCUCUACAUUGCAAAAAGGGGAGUUUUUUUGGUGUCUGGUGAAAUACAGGAGGGCUAUUCCAUGUGACCCAUUACGUUGCGAUGGAUUCUUUCAGAGCCAUAUAUAAUAGGAGAGAAAGAAAGUUUGACAAAUCGAUCUUCGCACCCAAAUUAAGUGCACUUCAGCAUAGGUGCCUCAGGUUCCUACUUCUGUUAAAAUGGAUAUAAUGGUUACUGUGAACAGAGAUACAAUAUAGUUUUGAUCAAAGAUGAUUUUUUAAAUAUGGAGCAAAUCAUAGAAGAGCACAAAUCAAAAAGACGUCCACAUGUGGAUAACAAAUCUGCAAAUGAAACCAACCGACCACUCGGCAAAAGUGCCUGUCGAAACACUUGAUAUAUUUAUCUGUUGAUGUAAAGCCCUGUCCUUGUGUCUCAACUUGAGCUGUCAUCGUUCUUUUCCUUCUCUCCCGCAUCCCCUGCCUCCCCCCUCUCUAUUUCUGGGAGACUGCUCAGACUUCUCAAGUAAUUACUGUGUGGUUAUGUGGCUGAAAACCCUUUCCUCAUGUCUCUAAUCUUGUGUCUUGUCACUCGGUGGCCAUAAUGACCUUCUCUUUUUUUAGAUUGUCAGCAGCUUGCUCCCCCAGCAUCACCACUCACCCUUUAACUAGAAUGAGGAAAUUUGGGGAAAAUUGCCCUCAGAAUAUUUUUGUCAGGUAACGUCCUCACGUACGUCGUGUUCCUGAUAUUUGCCUGUGUGUGUGUGUUUAUGAGCGUGCAAAUGAAGGUUCUUCCAUGUUGGUGUUCUGUUUUUAACUUUUGCAAAUGGAGGGUCCCUCAUUUCUUUUGUUUUCUUUGGUUUUAUGAUGUGUGAGGACAAAGAAACGUACUGUUUUAGUAUCCACAAUAGCUUUAACCCGUUGCAAGCUAGCAUUACGCAAAUAGGAAAAAAUAGCAGUGGGGCUUGUGUUUAAUAAAUCCAUGUACUGCUUGUGGAUCAUAGACACAUUAGCUUUAUGAUGCUAAAAGCAGGGUUGAUGUGAGGAAACCCUGCAAGGUUUAUCAAAUGAUUCUAUUUCUGCUAAGCUAUAUAUAUUAAACUGUAUUCCUAAUACGAUCAUUUUCAGGUUAUAAUCUUGCAGGAUCCUACUACAGUAUUUUUUCCUCUCAAGUCUCAAGAGGGGAGUCAAAUUAUUCCACUGAAAACAGAGCAAGUUGGCACUCAACCCUGCUUGAGUGUGCAUCCAUAAGCCACAGCACUCUGCAUGGAGACAAGGCUAUCGUACACAUUAGGGAAAAAGAAGAAAAAAAAAAAGCAACCUCCUUUGAGGUCAGUCACUCUUAAGUUUGAAGAUUCACUUAACUUACAAAUGUGAUGUAUUCUGUUUCUAUCACUUUGCGCUGACUGAGAGAAAGUUUGGGGAGUAGAGGAGGGAGAACUACUCAUGUUGUAAACCAGCUCCUGAGAGAGGAGUUAAGAAAGCCAGACAUGCUGGUGAAGAAAUCCAGAUGUCUGGCCUGAGAGCUGACUCUGGUACUGUGGAGAGAAAUGAGUGCAGGGGUUUCCUGAGGGAGAAACCCCCGGUUAAUUUUGGGAGGAAAAAUUAAAAAAAAAACAAAAAACAAAACAACAACUGAAAAACUGAAGACUGGUUGCUCAGUCAACCAGAGGACAUUGAUUCCAAAUUAGCUGAACCCCUAACCCUUCCCCUUGUACAGGCUCUGUGGAAUCACUGAGCAGUAGAUAAGCAUCCAGGAUGUGAUUGUGACUAGAGGCCCCUCAAUGAAUUCCCACUUUGCUCCAUCUAGUUUGAGAUCAAUGUCUGGCUUGUCUGGUGUCAUAACAGCAUGCCACCUAAAAAGCUCCUCCUACCUCUGCUUGCAGGCUCCUCCCACUUCACCUUUAAGUUUUUAUUACAAAUGGUGCAUCUAGCUUCUGAUUUAUAGUAAGCCUGCAUGUCAAAAACAUGACCCAUUUUUCAUUAACUUGCAUGGCACAUGAGAAACAGCCCUCUCCUCUGACCUGGGUGGUGGGAUGUGGCUCCAACUCCGAUGAAAGGUCACGGUACUCGUGAGUCAUUGGCUUCCUAACUGCACCCGCAAGAUAAUUUGUGGUGAAUGUGCUUUACGUGCUUUCACAUCAGCUCCUCGGAGACAUACUGACAAUGUCGAUAUGACAGAGAAGCUCCUGACAUGACAUCAGCUGCCUCGGGGCUCCUAACACGGCUUCUAUUGCUUUGACUAACUACAGCCUCCGCCUGCUUUGUCUGUGUGGAAUCAGCUGCUGACCAUGUUAACAGUCGCUCUGAAUUGACAAAACAAAAUGCUAAUGCUGAUCAUUUGUUUGUUUCUCCAUUUUGCAGUAAUUACGGUAGUUCUGCGCGGAUGACGAAGUACCAACACAAGGUCCAUUCUCACGGCUGAUUGAGUUCGCUGAAAAGAGUUAGCGCUAAUAGGCCAUUUGAACUUGAAGACAAAACUAUAAAACAAAAUGCUAAUUGAAAACACUGAUUUCCAGUCAUAUCAACUGUCCUACGGCCUUCUUACUUCUUCAAAAAUGUGAUGUGUGUCAGAAUGACACUCAUAUUUGCGUGUUGCUGCUUGAAGCCAAUUUCUCACCAGUCCAAUGAACUGAUGGAAAUUCUGACCAGAGUUUUGAUUGGCCAAUCCAACCUUCCAACGAUAAGCGAGGGGACGUGGGGUUGUUUCUCAAUGUAAGUCAGCAAGCUAUUGUGUCUGGUUUCUUCUUUUUGUUUGGUUUUAGUUUGUUGUUUUUGUUAAUCCGUGCACUUUCAUUAUAUAGAAUUAUAACAGACUAUUAUUAACCUUUAGGAAAGCGUAGUAGUACUAUGGUUUGUGAGUAAAUCGGUAUAGGUUAUAAGACUAUAGGAUAAUACGUCCUCUUGAAUCUUCUGAACUUAUAUAAACUAUUUACUCCAGUAAAGGCUCCACAAACCUACUAUUACGACUUUAUCCUCAAGAUUUUAUCCAUCAAGUAAUCCUUUUCAAAUUGCUUUGUUACAUCAUAUGUUAUGCUGUCGGUUUUCUUUUAUGUUUGUUCUACUGCCAUGUUCUAUACAAAAAAAUCCAGGGUGAUCAAAUUCUGGGGUUUUUUUCAUGUAUUUAUUAUUCCUAGGAAUAGUUCAAAAUAACACGAUGACACUUGACAACGCUCUGACUCGAAUAGGUAAGUUGUGUUUUGGGAAAAUUUUGAGUGAUGCGAUAUGCUUUUCCUAGCUUCUUACCGAGGGCGUUCAACGGAAACGGGAUCACUGACUUUCAGAAUUCUCUGCAAGUGCGAUAAUUAAAUUCCAAAUUGGAAUUGUUUCAUUCUCUCUUUGUUUAUCGUGCCAAAUCUUGGUACACCGUUUAGAUUGAAAAGGAUCAAGACUCGGAAAUAAGGCAAGCCGUCACUGAGGAAGACGUAGUUCGGGCCAUGGCUCUCAACACGAGUGCCGGGGUUUUGUUUUUUGGUUUGCUUAGCUCUUCGUUUUUGACCAGUAGUGCCUUUCAUUGUUUCAAGGGAGAAUCUUAGCCUAGUAUUUUAUGUUUUCUGUUUUUAUAGGUGAGGACUUUGGGUUCAAAAUGACUGUGAGCAGCAAUAAGUGCAAAGGGUAUUUUCCCCUGUCUGCAUGAAUGAGAAGAUAGUUUUGAAAUUAGCUCAGUAAAACUGAAAUUGUAUUGAAUUCUGCAGGUCAGUGAUCCACUCAAUAAAUUCAGGGGUAUUAAGAAAAGGUUGUUUUUUUUUAUCAAACUUUGGGAACCAAAAGAGAUCCCUUUGGCCUCCUGUUAUUGAACAAAAUGCUCCAAGCAUCUGUUUAUGUGCUGGAGUGGAUCAGUGUACCAUUGGAAACAUCAACGUAUCUCUAACAUUGUUUGGUGAAGGUAAUGUGAUAUCAAUAGUAUUGUUGAAAAAUGUGCAGAGAGCGCAUUUUAUGUUUCUCUUUGUCCAAUCUGAGUUUUGUUUUUUUUUUUAUUCUUGAAUCUUUUUUGUUUUUUUUUUACAUCAUCUUUGAGCAUUGUGUUUUCAGGAAACAGAAAACAAAAUAAGCAUCAACAAGCUUGAAUAGUGCCAUCAUAGCCAAUGCUUGUUUGUUGAGGCGUUAAAAGUUACCAAUAUGGAUGAGAAGCUACAAAAUAAAAGUGCAAUUCAGAUACUGUUUUACAUUUAAAAAAAAAUAAAAAUAAAAGUUUUCUGUUUGCUGGAAGCGAUAGCAUUGUGAUAAUAAAUUUAGCUGUGCAAACUUUAUAUUGUCAUAUUGUGUUUCAGUAUUGAUCCAUAAUGAGAGUUUGAUAUCUUUAUAUGAAAAAUAACGACUUCACCUGUAUGUUGGUAUUUAUUUGAAUUGUCAUGCAGUACUGUAUUCUUAUCAAUAAUGUGCAUUAUGAUUAGUGGCAUAUUGAUUACGGCUAAAUGUCAUAUGCAUGUUUCUCAGUCAUGGGACCUUUACACAGAAUUGAAAACAAACAUGUAAAACUUUUGUCAGGGUGUUAAAAAAAAAUAACAAUAUUGAGAGAUAAAAAAGAAGAAAAGACAAGAAUUAAGUCUCAUGUAUUACUGCUGAACUAAUCCCAUGAAAGUGUUUUGUUUGUUUUCCAGUAGAGAGGGUGGUAUGUCUGUGUAAAGGUAGUCAUACUGGCAAAAAUCAAUAAAUGUGACUUAAGUUCCAA
This is a messenger RNA of Scatophagus argus, 8415 nucleotides long. Its product is annotated as protein bicaudal D homolog 2-like. Lineage: Eukaryota; Metazoa; Chordata; Actinopteri; Scatophagidae. Gene Ontology annotation, cellular component: cytosol; Golgi apparatus. The transcript has 10 exons. Gene Ontology annotation, molecular function: cytoskeletal adaptor activity; dynein complex binding; dynactin binding. The coding region runs from base 329 to 2908 and encodes 859 amino acids. The record is from RefSeq and is a predicted model, not a curated record. Gene Ontology annotation, biological process: microtubule anchoring at microtubule organizing center; regulation of microtubule cytoskeleton organization; protein localization to organelle.